Molecule: messenger RNA, 2529 nt
Organism: Haliaeetus leucocephalus (bald eagle)
Lineage: Eukaryota; Metazoa; Chordata; Aves; Accipitriformes; Accipitridae
Gene: DDX20
Product: DEAD (Asp-Glu-Ala-Asp) box polypeptide 20
Exons: 11
Coding region: 1-2313 (770 amino acids)
Biological process (GO): spliceosomal snRNP assembly
Cellular component (GO): SMN complex
Molecular function (GO): RNA helicase activity; RNA binding; ATP binding
Source: RefSeq, a predicted model, not a curated record
AUGGCGGCGCCCGCGGACCCGCCGGCGGCGGCGGCUGAGGGACGGUUCCGUACGCGCGACGUGUUGGUGCCCGGCGGCCCGUCCGACUUCGGGUCGCUGCUGCUGUCGGCGCCGGUGCUGGCGGGGCUGGAGGCGGCUGGGUUCCACAGGCCGUCGCCGGUCCAGCUGAAGGCCAUCCCGCUGGGGCGCUGCGGCCUGGAUCUCAUCGUGCAGGCCAAGUCCGGCACUGGCAAAACCUGCGUGUUCUCCACCAUCGCCCUGGACGCGGUGCUGCUGGAGAGCCCCGCCACGCAGAUUCUGAUCUUGGCUCCUACGCGAGAGAUCGCUGUGCAGAUUCAUGCUGUAAUCACAACUAUCGGAAUAAAAAUGGAAGGCUUGGAAUGCCAUGUCUUCAUUGGAGGGACUCCUUUGAACCAGGACAAAAUCAGACUAAAGAAGUGCCACAUAGCGGUUGGCUCCCCAGGUCGAAUAAAACAGCUCAUAGAGUUGGACUACUUGAAUACAGCCAGUAUCCGGCUUUUCAUUCUUGAUGAGGCAGACAAGCUUCUAGAAGAAGGCAGCUUUCAGGAACAAAUCAAUUGGAUUUACUCUUCACUACCAGCCAAUAAACAGAUGCUUGCUGUUUCAGCUACUUAUCCUGAAUCAUUAGCUAAUGCUUUGACCAGGUACAUGAGAGAGCCAACAUUUGUGAGGUUGAACCCUACUGAUCCGAGUCUCAUUGGGCUGAAGCAGUAUUAUAAAAUUGUGAAUUCCCAUCCGCUUCUGCAUAAAACAUUUGAGGAGAAAACCCAGCACCUGCAGGAGUUGUUCAGCAAAAUUCCAUUUAAUCAAGCCUUAGUCUUCUCAAAUUUGCAUAGCAGGGCUCAACAUCUAGCUGAAAUACUAACAUCCAGAGGCUUUCCUGCUGAAUGCAUUUCGGGCAGCAUGAAUCAAAAUCAACGACUUGAUGCUAUGGCUAAAUUAAAGCAAUUUCACUGUAGAGUUCUGAUUUCCACAGACUUGACAUCUCGUGGAAUUGAUGCCGAAAAAGUGAAUCUGGUUAUCAACCUGGAUGUACCUGUUGACUGGGAAACGUACAUGCAUCGUAUUGGCAGAGCUGGGCGCUUUGGAACUUUAGGUUUAUCUGUGACAUACUGCUGCCGUGGAGAGGAGGAAAACAUGAUGAUGAAGAUUGCUCAGAAGUGUAAUCUUCAGCUUUUUCCUCUACCAGAGCCUAUACCUCCUGGAAUGAUGGAUCAGUUUGAAGAUGGGGAGGUAGAAGUCAAACCUGUUGUACAUACAGGUGCUUCAGUGAAUUCUAACACUGUGUGUCUUAGACCAAAGGAACCAGUACUGCAGCCUGUCCAAAAUAGUUUUUCAGAGGUAUCUCAGCCUCUUUCUAAUCUUCCAGGUGAUAAUUCUUCUGUAGAAAGGCCAAAAAAGGCUCUGAAGCAAAAGCAGAUAAAAAAGAGCACAAAUUCUGCAAACACAGAAAAAGGUGGUAGAAACCCCCAAACUUCCAGUUGCCGCACAGAACAGAGGAAUCAAGUCAAAACUGUCUCCAGAACGGAUGGACAGCAUAACACUCAGGCUCCAGAUGAGGAGGCCUUAAAAAAAAAUCUUCCCAGAAUUCCAUGCUUGUCUUCUUUCAAAAACCAACCAAACAAUCCUUGGAGCUUCUCAGAAUUUGUUGAAGACUAUGAGUAUUUCAUUAAAGAAGGGUUGGAGAGAGAAGUUGAAAUUUUACGAAGCUUCUCAGGCCCAGGAGAACAAUGUGAGCUCCCCAGAAAUGGUGGUGUAGAGUGGAAAGAGGUGGAACAUAACACAGAGACAGUAGCAAAUGGCAUUGUGUGUGGUGACAGUGAUGGUUCGUACAGUUCCAGGGCUUCCUCCAAUAGUAGGGAAAAUAACUCGUGCUUUGAAGCAUUUUCAGAGGCGCAGGAGAAGAAUGCUGUUCCCACAAUGAGUCAGGGUCAUGCAGGCUUCUGUCCUACACCAGAGAAGCCUCAGGAACUAUCACAAGUCCCAAAGCAAAAUCAAGUGAAAAAGAAAGUUGUGAAACAAAAUGCUAAACAAAAGAAAAGCCACUACCAUCAAUUCCCUAGUCCUUCCACGAAAAAAACUGAGGAUGACUGCUCCUGCAGCUCUUGGGAUGAUGGUGUUCCAUAUGAGGCUUCAAGUUACAGAAACUACUGGAAAUCUUAUUACCAAGCAUGGCAAAACUACUAUGCUGCUGUGCCUCACUAUGGGAAAAGUUACAGACAAUUUAAUUGGAUGAAUGCCUAUCAUGUCAACUCAGUCUAUCUUCAGGAACUGCUGAAAAGUGGUGAUUGAUGUAAUGACACUGCUGUUAGGGAUGGGCUGGUUGGCGCAUUGAAUGGACAUUAUCUGUGAAAACAUAACUGCUGGUCUACAAGUACAUUGACUAACAUAAACAGAUGUUUAUGUUUGAAGAAAAACAUUGUCUUUUUUAUAAGUGAGCUGUGUCUAGGUAAAUGUUUUACAUGCAUUCCAGUGAUGGUGUUACAACAAUUUGUUAAUAAAAGGAAA